GAAAUACAAAGCUCUUUCAGAUUUAGUUGUGAAUAGAAUUGAUUCGUAGAACUAAGGCGUGGAAGCAUAUAUAUCUGUUCAGUUUUAAGAAAUAAAGAUAAAAAUUAAAAGAUAGUGAAGAAAGACUGGUUAUUCUUUCAUUUUUGAUAUUGUCUGGAUAUCUUUCUAAUGCGUUUAAUCGUGUACUUAAAUAACUGAAAUGAAAAGGCAGGACAGUCACAGACAGACAAAGACUGAUGGUAAAAGGCGGAAGUUAGAAAUGGAAGUCAGCAAGUCUACGCCUGAAACCAUUCUAGAAGAAGAUAAUGACAAAAAGGAUACUGAGUUCACAAAUGUUACGGGAACAACACUAGUGGUAGAGGAUGACAUAGAGACAGAUGGUGAAAAGGAACCAGGAAACGACAAAACAUGCCAGAUAUCCAGGUCAAGACCGAAGUUAGAAGAUGGAUUUGGCUUUGACACUAUAUAUCCGAGACAGCUUCAAGAGCUACCGAGUGUGCCCAAUGAGGUCCCACAAGAUUAUGCUGAUAUGAGUCCAAGAAAACUGACGACCGAACAUAGAAUGAAAUUCUGUGGCAUACCAUUAAAAAGACAGAAACCAGAUCAACAUACGAAAAUAACGAUUCCCCACAAGUUUGCCGAUAAAUCCGAAGAAGAUGACUUUGGAGCAACAUUAUGUACCUACAAAUACGGAAAGAAAUAUUACCGACACUUCCUUGUGAAAAUUGAACCAAAUCAACCGGCUUCAGAAAUGAAGAUAAAAGAUAAUGAUGAGCUUGUGUUGGUGAAUGACUUGUUUGUUCCGAAACUGUCGCACACAGAAGUGUUGGGCUUGUUUCAACAUGUCAAAGUAGAAGGGAUAAUACAGUUGAUUUUGGCUAUUAGAAGAAAACUGUCUAAACAGAAAUGGGAGUGGAUACAGACCAGUGCUGUUCUACCUCCUGGAAAUGAAAAAGAUGAUCUUCCAGCAGUUACUGAUUUACAGUACAAAGAGUUUGAAGGUGAUAAACCAAUUGAAAGACCAAUUAGCAAACACCUUUAUAAGAUACCUGGCACUGCAAAGUAUCUUGACAUUCGUGAUGGUAAAGUUCGGACAGGACUAUUGAAUGAUGGUAAUGACAGAAAAAUGAUUAUAUGGAAGCGCACAAAGUUUUGGCCGGUUGACAGUGAAGGACAUAUAAACUUUGCAAGUACUCUUUGUGACGUGACAAAGCAGUGGUUCAUUGCAAUAGAUCCGAAUGGUCAAAUAGUAGUACAACUCAUAGCGGUAAAAGUCUAUCAUAGUAGUGAUAUAUCCUCACUAUUAGUGCUGAUUCGGCUUGAUAAAUCUAUAAAUGGAACUAGUGACGUUUUAGUCGCUAUUUAUGAACUGUCAGUGCAUGCAUUGGGAAUGAAAGUUGAUUCCGACAGUGUACAUCCGAAAAGUAAAAAACGGAAUUUAAAAGAUGUUGUGAUCAGUGUUACGUUGUUUGGUGGAUGUGUAUUUCAGAAGCUGAUUGGCUAA
Messenger RNA from Mercenaria mercenaria, 1504 nucleotides. RefSeq lists its product as uncharacterized. NCBI's taxonomy places the organism in Eukaryota, Metazoa, Mollusca, Bivalvia, Venerida, Veneridae. The coding region runs from base 200 to 1504 and encodes 434 amino acids. The transcript is spliced from 9 exons. The record is from RefSeq and is a predicted model, not a curated record. Gene Ontology annotation, molecular function: protein binding.